This is a messenger RNA of Leptosia nina, 888 nucleotides long. NCBI's taxonomy places the organism in Eukaryota, Metazoa, Arthropoda, Insecta, Lepidoptera, Pieridae. The record is from the annotation of a GenBank genome assembly.
AUGCCUUUAAUUAUAAUUUGCGGCACCCCAGUCAGUGGCAAAACGACGAGGGCAAGAGAAUUGAAGGAUUACUUUGAAAACACUCACAGCAAACAAGUGGUAAUAAUAUCUGAAGACGAAGCUUUGCAUAAGUUAGGUUAUGAUAAGGAGUCUAUGUAUCUGGACUCGCAGAAGGAGAAGAGAGUUAGAGGAUAUUUGAAGUCGGAGGCUAUUCGGCUGGUUGGAAAAGACAAUGUCGUUAUAUUGGAUGGGAGUAAUUAUAUCAAAGGCUACAGAUAUGAACUCUAUUGUGCAUCUAAAGCAUCAAAAUCAACCCAAUGUACCCUUUAUACUAUAAGAUUCCAUCAAGAUGCAUGGGAAGACAAUCAGAAGAGAAUCAAGGCAAAAGAGGAAGGCAACGGAAACACAGACAUCCAUACCGAACCAUAUACAGAAGAAGUUUUCAAUGCUCUUACUAAAUUAAGAUUUGAAGAACCUAACUCAAACAACAGAUGGGACAGUCCACUAUUUACGGUUCAACCGACUGAUACAUUAAAUAUGGAUGCAAUAUAUGAUGUCUUGUACAAACGGAAACCACCUCCUCCCAAUAUGAGCACACAGAAUCCCCCACUUUCAUCAACAAACUUCCUCUAUGAACUGGACAGCACCACACAAGCGAUCGCAAAACGGAUACUAGAAGCCAAAGAGUUUGACGCGAUGGAUGUAAAGUUUCCGGAAUACCCAGGCUGCACCAUAGAUGCCGGUGUCAUGCAGCUGGUGAACCCUCAGAACUUGCUGCGUUUACGACGUCAGUUCCUGACAUAUGCAAAAAUGAAUCACUCUAACGAGAACGCCAAUAAGAUAGGAAGAUAUUUCAUACAAUAUUUGAAUAGAACACUUAUGGACUAA